Molecule: messenger RNA, 934 nt
Organism: Staurois parvus
Lineage: Eukaryota; Metazoa; Chordata; Amphibia; Anura; Ranidae
Source: the annotation of a GenBank genome assembly
AUGUCCCUUACAUUGGUGGUCAGUGGGAAGAAUGCCCCUUACAUUGGAGAUCAGUGGGAAGAAUGUCCCUUACAUUGGACGGGUCAGUGGGAAGAAUGCCCCUCUUACAUUGGAGGUCAGUGGGAAGAAUGAACUGCCCCUUACAUUGGAGGUCAGUGGGAAGAAUGUCCCUUACAUUGGAGGUCAGUGGGAAGAAUGUCCCUUACAUUGGUGGUCAGUGGGAAGAAUGUCCCUUACAUUGGAGGUCAGUGGGAAGAAUGUCCCUUACAUUGGUGGUCAGUGGGAAGAAUGUCCCUUAAAUUGGAGGUCAGUGGGAAGAAUGUUCCUUACAUUGGUGGUCAGUGGGAAGAAUGUUCCUUACAUUGGUGGUCAGUGGGAAGAAUGUCCCUUACAUGGUGGUCAGUGGGAAGAAUGUCCCUUACAUUGGUGGUCAGUGGGAAGAAUGUCCCUUACAUUGGUGUGUCAGUGGGAAGAAUAGUUCCAUACUAUUGGUGUGAUCGAGAGGAAUAGUUCAAUAACAUUGGUGUCAGUGGGAGGAAUAGUGCCCCAUCAUUGGUAUCAGUGGGAGGAAUAGUGCCUCAUCAUUGGUGUCAUUGGGAGGAAUAGUGCCCCAUCAUUGGUGUCAGUGGGAGGAAUAGUGCCCCAUCAUUGGUGUCAGUGGGAGGAAUAGUGCCCCAUCAUUGGUAUCAGUGGAGGAAUAGUGCUCCAUCAUUGGUGUCAUUGGGAGGAAAUAGUGCCCCAUCAUUGGUGUCCAGUGGGAGGAAUAGUGCCCCAUCAUUGGUGUCAGUGGGAGGAUAGUGCCCCAUCAUUGGUGUCAGUGGGAGGAAUAGUGCCCCAUCAUUGGUGUCAGUGGGAGGAAUAGUGCCCCAUCAUUGUGUCAGUGGGAGGAAUAGUGCCUCAUCAUUGGUGUCAUUGGGAGAAUAGUGCCCCAUCA